AUGCUUGGACCCACAGUGACACUGCUUGUCUGGGCUCGGUGCUUUGCAGUGACUGUCACGCAUGUUGGCGAUGUUGCAUACACCAGCAAUGCCUUUGCGGCGAAGAAGGCUGAUGGCUCCGUGGCAACCUGGGGUUGGCCGUCAGGAGGUGGAGACUCCAGUACAGUGGCCAGCGCUCUUCUUUCUGAUGUGGUUGCGGUCACUGGUGCUUCUGCAGCAUUCGCAGCUGUGAAGGCAGACGGAAGCGUAGUUACAUGGGGUGAGGCGGAAAAUGGUGGCAACUCCUCUGCAGUAGCUGCCGACCUAUCUGGAGUGGUGUCUAUCACUUCGGCUUCCUAUGCUUUUGCAGCUCUCAAGGCGGACGGCAGUGUCACUACUUGGGGCAAGGCGAGCGGAGGCGGAGAUUCGAGCAGCGUUUCGAGCAAUCUCUCCUCAGGCGUGGAGUCUGUAGUGGGCGCCCACGAGGCUUUCGCUGCAAUCAAGACAGAUGGAAGCGUGGUCAUAUGGGGGAACCCACUUGCAGGAGGGGACUCCAGCACGGUUGCCAAUGACCUUUUGAUGGGGGUGGUGUCCAUUACCGCAACUAGCGCCGGCUUUGGGGCGCUGAAGGACGAUGGCAGUGUGGUCACAUGGGGAGCUGUUGCUUGGAAUGUUCCAAGCAGCAACCUCACCUUCGGAGUGAUCUCCAUCCACGGAACAUCAUUUGAUGCUUUGGCAGCCCUCAAGGCCGAUGGCUCCGUGUUGACAUGGGGUAAUCCUCCUUUUGGCGGUGACUCCAGUGCUGUAGCAGGUGAGCUCUCCGGUGUUAAGCUCAUCCAGUCUUCCUUUAACUCGUUCGCGGCCUUGACGAACAGCAGCAUUGUGAUAUGGGGCAUGUACGGCAGUACCGUCUUGGCCGUCUCGGGAGUCGAGUCCAUUCAAUCUACUGCACGCACUUUCGCGGCCCUGAAUGCAAACGGCAGCGUAACCAUCACUUGGCCUUCGUUCUUUGUUGAGGCAGAUUUGAGCAACGUGGCGGACAGUCUCUCAUCCGGAGUUCAGGCCAUCUACAGGACCACCACUUCCUUCGCAGCCUUGAAGAUGGAUGGAAGUGUGGUCACAUGGGGGGGUGGCAACGGUGGCGGAAACUCCACGUUGGUGGCUAGCGAACUGUCAUCUGGAGUUAUAGCCAUACGAAGCAAUCACGAGGCCUUCAUAGCUAUCAAGGAAGAUGGCUCGGCAGUCACGUGGGGGAACGGUGACAAGGGGGGAGACUCCACCGGGGUCGACUUUUCAUCGUUGUGGUGGACAACCACCUCGACCAUCUCGACCACCUCAUUCACGAGUACCAGCAGGACGGUGACUUCAGUGACUUCAACGAUGGCUGCCACUGCAGCCCUGGACCCUGGCAUCGAUGUCUGGCUCAUUGUGGGAAUCGUGUCGGCUGUGCUUGGAACAUGUGCAGCUGCAGUUGCGGCAUGGCUCUGCUGGCAACGUGCACGGUCCCGAGACGAGGUGAAGGAAAUCCACAUCGGUGCCACGAUACAUCCCUCAGUCAGUGCAUAG
This is a messenger RNA of Symbiodinium natans, 1545 nucleotides long. The record is from the annotation of a GenBank genome assembly. Lineage: Eukaryota; Dinophyceae; Suessiales; Symbiodiniaceae.